This is a messenger RNA of Amoebophrya sp. A120, 1774 nucleotides long. The record is from the annotation of a GenBank genome assembly. NCBI's taxonomy places the organism in Eukaryota, Dinophyceae, Syndiniales, Amoebophryaceae.
CUGUUUUUCCUCUUUGAGUGCUGUCUUGCUUUUGGAGCAGACUGGUUUUAAAAAAUCAAGCCUACUGAAAAAAAUGCCCGCCUCCGCGUCGCAGCGAAGCAAGCGGAAGGGGAAUCAAAAAUGCAAGACAGACGACGUUGCGGCUCCAAUCGAGCAACGAGAGAACGCAGCGACCCCGCCCACCGCACGUACGUCUACAGCUCCCGAUUUCGAGGGCACCGACCUGCUAGCAAACCAGAUUUACGCCAAGUUGCUGAAUACGCUCCGUCUGAAAUACGAGAGAAUCGUCGCGAAGCCGGAGUGGUGGUGGAUUCAAGACGAAUGUCUGGCGCUGGUGGCGAAGCAAUUGAAGAAGAACGACUACGCCUUUAUCGACGGUUUUCUGCCCGCGAACACCGCGCUCCGGCUCCGAACAGAGGUGCAGAAGUGCGACGCCGACGGGAGGCUGAACCCCGCUGGCGUGGUGAAUGGAAAAACAGAAACCGCGUACAUCGAGCAGAGCACCCGAGGCGACCGUGUCGGCUGGUUCAAUACGAACAACGCAGAGUCGUGGGAACUGAAGGGCGGCGCGGCGGAGGGCAUCGACGACGCAAACAAGUGCAGCAGUGACAACUCGGGCUGGAGAUACGGCCCGAUGCUGGAUGACACGGGCAUGAAGGUUUCCACUCUGGUGAACGAGCUGAAAGUGUACUUCCCCCCGAAGGAAGACCUGGACCGGAUCAACUCCCGUUCGCACCACAUGGUGGCCUGCUACCCGGGCGGAAAUGCGCGGUACACGAAGCACUACGACAACGACGGAAAGCAUCCGCAGCUCUCGAAGCGCGUGCUAACGUGUCUGGUGUACUUGAACCCGGAAAUGGAAAUCGACGGCGGAAGUCUGUGCGUGUACAAGGCGGAUGACUCCGAUUGCCUGCGCUCCGCGGUCGCGCCGAAGCUGGGUCGGUUACUGCUGUUCUUCAGUGACAAGCGCGUGCCGCACGAGGUACGCCCGAGUAAAACGAUGCGUUACAGCGUCACCACGUGGUUCCUGGACAGCAACGGAAGGGGUGCGGGGAGUGAGGCGGAUGCGAGCUACCCAGCAUCGACGACUGCUGUUGCAGAGGUUGGACAAGACGAAGCGACAAAGUCAUCGUCGGGCACCAGUACGAAAACGCCUGUGUCUGAAACUGAAUGUGAGCAACAGGACCAAGCGCCCGUCGACGAUAAAGAAAAGGACAAACUACAGACGACGUCACAAAUCAAAGAUGAUGCCUCCGACAACACGCUCCUGAGCGAACUUCACAGAGACAAUGGCAACGGGAAAGGGGUAGACAUAGAAAAGCAAAGAGAGGAUAUCAGUACAGCAAAGACCAACGGGAGUAUGAGUAAGUCACUGUCUCGUAUUGAAAGUGAAACUGACACGAGCUCGGCACUGCGUAGCAGAGCACAGUUCCAGAUUAGCUGGAAGGAUCGAACCACGUUGGAGAUUUUUGUCGAUGGGGACAAUGUCGAAUGUCCGGAGUUGGAGUUUAAUGGCAAGGAAAUCCGGAUUCUGAACAGUGAUGGCGGCGUCGCGGCACAGGUUGUGGUGGAGUACAGAACGAGUAGCUACUCGUGCAAGUGGAGCUCGAAGAAGAGAAGACUGCAGGUUCUCUUUGUGGCGGAGGAACCAUCAGGAUAAAAGUGGUCUAGCAUGAUGGCAAUCUUUACUCCCGAACAACGUGGCAGAUUUUCGUCCGAGCCUUUCUAUGGUGCGUCGAAGUCGAAGAGGAAGUGGAAGAAUCCUUCAGAGCAU